AUGGAUGGCGACCUGGCCUCGCAUCCCAUGUGGGGGCAGCAACCCAGUGAGCGGACCAACUGGUGGAGUGACGAAGUCCUCCAGCGAUGGGAUAACGACAUGUGGGUUUCUAACUUCCACAUAUCUAAAGAAACCCUUUUUGAUCUGGCUAGCAUCUUGAGACCAGAGCUGGAGCGUGGGGAAUCUGUAUUCCGGAGUCCCAUCCCGGUGGAGAAGAGAGUGGCCCUAACUAUUUGGUGGCUCUCAAGCCCUCUGAUGUAUAGGAAGGUGGCUUCCCGUUUUGAGGUUGGAACAUCCACAGCUGCAGAAAUCGCCAUCGAGGUGUGCCUUGCUAUGGAGAAGCUGCUGCUGAGGAAAACUAUCCAGCUUGGAAACUACCACAUGAUUAUGGAUGGAUUUCAGAGACUUGGAUUCCCACACUGCAUAGGAGCUAUUGAUGGCACUCAUAUUUCUGUUUGCCCACCACUGGGACGCAGAGAGGAAUACAUCAACCGCAAGCAGGGAUUUUCAAUUGUUCUGCAAGCAACUACAGAUCACAGUGGGAGGUUCAUUGACAUAGAAGUAGGGAAUUGUGGGAGAUCUCAUGACAGCCACAUAUUUACAAAUUCCGCUAUCUGUCAAGUGAUGGAUGAAGGCUGUUUUGUGCCCGGAAAUCCCACCCUGCAUGUCCACGAUGUAGCCAUUCCACCACUGAUUAUAGGGGAUGGUGCCUACCCAAUCAGGAAAUGGCUCAUGACACCAUAUCGUGGAGAAUUAACACCUGACAAACUUGCUUAUAACACCACCCAUUGCAAGGCAAGAUGCGUGGUGGAGAGAUCUUUUUCGCGAUUGAAAUCUAGGUGGGGUUGUCUUUCUGGUAGACUAACUGAAAGAGGAAAAUUUUAUCUCUGUGGUUACAGCAUGUGCCAUCCUGCACAAUAUUUGUGAGACGAGGGGAGAAGUGCUUGAUCCCGAUGUUGAACCACCUGCAAAAAUUGUCCUCCCAGCUUUCGCGAAUAACAUCAGAGGACACUCUACAAAUCACAAAAAAGAGGGUCAAACUGUUAGAUCUGCAGUAAUUAGCAUUAUUUUGGGUCGGUAACACCAGAAACUGACAUUAUUUGAUGUUUCAUAACAUCACCUCAGUUAUGGCAACAGCAUUCAUCUGAUCAAAAUGUUUUUUCUUGGUUUACCUUUGUAUCAAUCUAUUAAUGUUGAUAUACAUGUGUUUGACAACGUGUCAUGUACAACAUGUGAAUAACUUUACCAGACGGCAAUGUUGGAUUACGGUUGUUUAGAUUCUUUUUUCUUUUAACUUUUUUUUCCAAUCAGGUUCUGCUAGUGAUGUAUAUAUUAUUGUGGGGUAUAAAUACCCGACUGUUAUAGAUUAGUUUUAUUGUUUACCCAAAUUUUGUAAAUCAAUUUUGUAGUGUUAUACAAUUGCUAUAUUGAUGUUUCAAAUAUCAUUUUUUGGGAAUAUAGGAAAACAAUGGUGUAAAAAUGGAUUGUUUAUAUUACAUUUAUAUUAAUACAUCAUGGUUCCUACCAUUGCAAUGUUACACUGUGAAGACAUUAAGGAUAAUACCAAACUUGAAAACCAAAAGGAAGGCUGUUCUAGAAACCAUUGCUGAAUAAUAUUGCUAUUGUUGUGGAAAUGUUUAGGUAUAUUAAGGACGGUAGACCAAUUUCUGAGAACACAGCUGUAUUUUAUCAACAAUAUAACUUAACAUUUUAAAACACGAUUAAAUAUCCUUUUUCUU
Molecule: messenger RNA, 1739 nt
Organism: Sceloporus undulatus (fence lizard)
Lineage: Eukaryota; Metazoa; Chordata; Lepidosauria; Squamata; Phrynosomatidae
Product: protein ALP1-like
Exons: 2
Coding region: 1-927 (308 amino acids)
Source: RefSeq, a predicted model, not a curated record